Messenger RNA from Guyanagaster necrorhizus, 1476 nucleotides. RefSeq lists its product as uncharacterized. The transcript is spliced from 9 exons. Gene Ontology annotation, molecular function: nucleotide binding. NCBI's taxonomy places the organism in Eukaryota, Fungi, Basidiomycota, Agaricomycetes, Agaricales, Physalacriaceae. Bases 81 to 1427 code for a protein of 448 amino acids. The record is from RefSeq and is a predicted model, not a curated record.
AUCAUGUGACUCUGUACUCAUCUCGCCUCGCCUCUGUUAAAUUUCUCUUGUUACUCAACCACCAUCGUCGCUUUUUCAGAAUGCCUUCUUCUCCCCUGCACUCUCCUACUGCUGCUCGUCGAGCCUCGGAGCGACGCGGCUCGGAGCGCAGAGGCUCCAACUACUCUGCUGGCUCUCGCCGCCCCUCUAUCGAUCCAAUGAGGCUCAUUCCCAUGGACAAGGCGAUUCAUGUCGGAGGGUCUGAUGACUUCAAUGUUCUCUUCAUCGGAGCCGGGAACAUCAUGUUCGGCUCCGAUGAGGGACCCUGGAACCACUCCUUCCGUUUUGAACACAAACUUGGUCCUCGCCUCAAGGUCGUAGCUCUUAUCGAUCCCGCCAUUGAACGUGCGACUGCCGUUCUUCAGAAGAAAUGCGACUCCUUCGUCGUGUCUGCAUACCAAGGUACCCGUGUCUUCAAGACUCUCGAGGACUUCGUCAAAAACAUGGCGCCAAAGGACAGGCCCCGCGCUGUUAUUGUCGGCAGUCCCCCCAUGUUUCGUGGGACCUUAAAACCUGGUCGCGAUAUCGAGAUGCAGAUACUCAAGCAUUUCCCUGGUGUUGCUAUGUUCAUUGAGAAACCCAUCGCGACAGGCCCUGAGGCGGAGAUCCAGGAUGCAUUUACCAUUGCCAAGACCAUCAGUGACAGCAAAACCAUUUGUUCCGUUGGUUACAUGUUGCGAUACCUCAAGGCGGUACAGAUGAUGAAACAGAUCAUCGAAGAGAAUAAUCUGACAGUUAUGGCUACCAUCGCUCGCUACGCCUGCGCAUAUGAGGCCAUUGCUAAGCCAGAUUGGUGGGACAAGUCCAAGAGCGCAGGACCAAUCGUGGAACAAGGAACUCAUUUCUGUGAUCUUUCGCGUUACUUUGGAGGCGAAGUCGACAUUUCUACCGUUUCUGCUCACUCGUUGGAGUGGGACGAGAAUGCAGGACAUCUGUCGGCGAUAAAAGUGGAUGAGAGUAAGAUUGCUCCUGAAAAUAGAAUCCCUCGUGUCACCGCCGCUACGUGGAAGUACGACAGUGGAGCCGUUGGUAGUUUUACUCACAUCGCAGCGUUGCAGGGUACGAACUACAGCUGCGAGCUGGAAGUGUACGCCGACGGGUACUCCCUCAAGCUUGUUAACCCAUAUGUGCAACCUGUCCUUUGUGUGCGUAGGCCUGGAGACGAUCACGAACAAACCAUUAAUUUCCCCGAUGACGAUCCCUUCUUCUCCGAGGUAUCCAACUUGAUUGAUAUCAUCGAGGAUAUCGAAGAAGAUCCAGAUGCGGCACAGAUAUUGAGCUCGUACGAUGAUGCGGUCAGGACUUACGAAUUGACCUGGGCUAUUCGUCGUGCCAGUGAAAAGUCCCGAGCUGAAAAACUGAAGGCCAGCGCUGCCGCCGCCAAGUGAGCACAAAGCUUAAAACAGUAACCUAUAGACCAAGUUCUGUACGACGCUA